Racocetra persica is the source of this 231-nucleotide messenger RNA. Lineage: Eukaryota; Fungi; Glomeromycota; Glomeromycetes; Diversisporales; Gigasporaceae. The record is from the annotation of a GenBank genome assembly.
GAACCAUGUUUACGAACAUUUCCAUGCGGACAUUCAUGUACAAAGAAAUGUAGAGAACCAUGUGGACAUUGUGAUGAAAGGAUUACUAUUAGUCCACCUUGUGGGCACAAAAGAGAAAUUUCAUGUUUUUCGUCACGAGUAUAUCGGUGUACGGAAACUUGUCCUAAAAAACUAAAAUGUGGACAUCAGUGCAAAGCAAUGUGUUUAUCGCCUUGUACAUCCAAGUGUAUG